AUGGCGAAGCGCGUGUACCAAGUCUGGAAAGGGAGUAAUAAGUUUAUCCUUGGAGGAAGGCUAAUAUUUGGGCCUGAUGCUAGAUCACUUCUUGUGACUAUAUCACUGAUCACUGUUCCCGUUAUAAUAUUUUGUGCAUUUGUUGCAAGGAAUCUUGUGCAUGAAUUUAAGUCAUAUAAUGCUGGAUAUGCAGUUCUGGUGGUAGCUGUUGUGUUUACAAUCCACGUUUUGGUGCUGCUUUUUCUCACUUCCUCUCGGGACCCGGGUAUAAUUCCACGAAACUCACAUCCCCCAGAAGAGGAAAUUCCUUAUGCGUCUUCUUUAUCACUUGAGCAUGGGGGAAGACAAACACCAGGCCGACAAUUUCCUCGAACAAAAGAAGUUAUAGUCAAUGGUGUUGCUGUGAGGGUGAAAUACUGUGACACAUGUAUGCUCUACCGUCCUCCUCGUUGCUCCCAUUGUUCUAUUUGCAACAAUUGCGUUCAAAAAUUUGAUCACCAUUGCCCGUGGGUUGGCCAAUGCAUUGGUCUUCGUAAUUAUCGCUACUUCUUUAUGUUUGUGUCGUCUUCAACUCUUCUUUGCAUCUACAUAUUUGCAAUGUCAGCCUUUUACAUUAAAGUUCUGAUGGAGGAAAAUAGCAGCACUGUCUGGAAGGCAAUGAAGGAGUCCCCUGCAUCAGUUAUUCUAAUGGCCUACUGUUUCAUCUCUCUGUGGUUCGUCGGUGGACUCACAGGCUUCCAUUUGUACCUUAUAGGCACGAACCAGACCACCUAUGAAAAUUUCCGGUACCGAGCUGACAGCAGGUCAAAUGUCUACAAUCGAGGUUGUCUGAAUAAUUUUCUGGAAGUAUUUUGCUCAAAAGUAGAGCCCUCAAAGAACAAGUUCCGAGCCUUUGUGCAAGAGGAGGUACUGCCACCUCCAGCCCCUCCUUUACGCGGGAUGGGAGCAGCCGAACAAGAUGAUUUGGGCGGGGAUCCACGGUCAAAGGUUGAAGAUGAUCUAGAUAUUGGUGAGGACCUACUGAAGAUUUCCCAGCGACAUAAUAUCGACGACAUUAACGAGGAUAUACGCAGCAGAGGGAGCACUGGUCCUCAGCUUAAUGUCUCAGAGGCUGACUCUAGUUUGGGUUCUGAUCAUCGAGCUCCCACAAUUCGAUCAGAUGCUCGUCACUCAAGUUGGGGUCGCAGAAGCGGAAGCUGGGACAUAGCAUCCGAGGUUCUUGCCAAUGCCAAUGUUACUGAAAGCAAAGCCUAUGCCCCUUCCAAAGAAACUCGUCAGUGACGAGGUUUAUCAUAUCAGCCAUUCCGAAUACAAACCAUGAUUCUAACAAUCAAAUUCAGGUGUCGAAAAGACGCUGGAGAAACGGAAUUUGUUCACUUCAGGCAUUAAGGUAUGCUCUAAUAUUUUGUGGAAAUGCUGCUUCUAAUUGUUGGUUGCUGGAAGAAGG
Molecule: messenger RNA, 1447 nt
Organism: Cucurbita pepo subsp. pepo (vegetable marrow)
Lineage: Eukaryota; Viridiplantae; Streptophyta; Magnoliopsida; Cucurbitales; Cucurbitaceae
Product: protein S-acyltransferase 8-like
Biological process (GO): peptidyl-L-cysteine S-palmitoylation; protein targeting to membrane
Cellular component (GO): endoplasmic reticulum; Golgi apparatus
Molecular function (GO): protein-cysteine S-palmitoyltransferase activity
Source: RefSeq, a predicted model, not a curated record